This is a messenger RNA of Oncorhynchus nerka (sockeye salmon), 1991 nucleotides long. Its product is annotated as zinc finger protein 287-like. The record is from RefSeq and is a predicted model, not a curated record. Gene Ontology annotation, molecular function: DNA-binding transcription factor activity, RNA polymerase II-specific; RNA polymerase II cis-regulatory region sequence-specific DNA binding. Bases 128 to 1120 code for a protein of 330 amino acids. Lineage: Eukaryota; Metazoa; Chordata; Actinopteri; Salmoniformes; Salmonidae. The transcript is spliced from 2 exons. Gene Ontology annotation, biological process: regulation of transcription by RNA polymerase II.
UAAGAUUCCUUGACUAGAACACGGAAGUAGGAUUAGAAACGAGUUUGUUUUGGCAAUAAUUUAGUGGAGUAAAAAUAAGACAUACUGACUGAACUAAAUAGGCCACCCAACUCUCAUUCGACUGAAAAUGUCUAAACUACAAUUGUUGCGUUUGUUUUUAAAUGAGCGUUUAACGGCGGCUGCUGUGGAGAUUUUCGGGGCAGUUGAGAAAACGGUGGUGGAGUACCAGGAGGAGAAUGAUCGGCUACGGAGACUGCUGCGGAAUCGAAUCACACCGGAGAUAAAACUAUGUAGAAUAGACUCCCUGCAGCUCUCUGUCUCUGAAGAGGAGGUUCCCCCUGAGCAGCAGCACUGUGAGCAGGAGUGGAGCCCCAGCCUGGGGCAGGAGGACCCAGAGACCACACUGAUUAUAGACGAAGAGGAGGAAGUCAGGACCAGUCAGGAGGAGGAGCAGUUUCAAGGUCUAGAGCCUGAUAUAGAGUUCAUAUUCACUCCUUCCUGUGUGAAAAGUGAAUGUGAUCAGGAGGACCCACUUUGGUCCUUGACUCUUCCCCAAACCCAGACUGUGGAGAACAGAGAGAGUCACUCUAAACCAGUGGAUCUCAAACCUUUUGGCACUGUGACCCACUUAAAGGGUCUCGACAUUCCCUGUGACCUUCCAUAUAAUCGUAACAUUGCCUCCAGCUACAGCUCAGCCGUAAGCAGCGACCUAGUAGGGCUUGACAUCAGACCACCAUUUGAUCCCAACGCACCAAUGGGGGAACCCUGCAUCUGCCCCUUUUGUGGCAAGACCUUCAAACAAAAAGGAAAUCUGUCCAUGCACAUGAAGAUUCACACAGGAGAGAAACCUUUUAGCUGUGGUGACUGUGGGAAACGCUUCAAUCGCAAGGAGCACUUAACCAGACAUAUACGCAUUCACAGAGGAGAGAAACCAUUCAGCUGUCAUUUUUGCUGUAAAAGCUUCAAUCAGAAAGGGGACCUAAGGAGACACAUACUGACUCACACAGGGGAGAAACCAUUUAGCUGUGGUGACUGCGGUAAAGGCUUCAUUCGCAAGGAGCAUCUAAUUGCACAUAUACGGACUCACACAGGAGAAGUGUCGGUGUCAAGCAAAGCCUAACCAUGCAGAAACUGGCAAAUAGAUCUCUGAUGGAUUUACUGUCGUAAAACAUUGUAAAUAAAGUUUGAUUUGAAUGAUGAGGUAAUGAUCAAACUAGGGGUGCACCGAUAUGACAUUUUUGGCCGAUACCGAUAACCAAUAUUACCAUUUUUUGCGGACAUUUAAGCAUUCUAGUACAGUUAAAGAGUUAACACAUACACAUGGACUCAGUGGUCUAAGGCACUGCAUCUCUGUGCAAGAGGCGUCACUACAGUCCCCGGUUCGAAUCCAGGUUGUAUCACAUCCGGCCGUGAUUGGGAGUCCCAUAGAGCGGUGCACAGUUGGCCCAGCGUCGUCCGGGUUUGGCCGGGGUCGGGCCGUCAUUGUGAAUAACAAUUUGUUCUUAACUGACUUGCCUAGUUAAAUAAAGGUGACACUGACCAAAAAAGUUAUUUAUUUGGCAUUUACAUAUGUCCCCAUUUACCGGUAAAACAUCAUCAAAACCUAUUUCUUUCACUUACUUGCUGUGCUGAUUCGUUAAUUUGUUCAGUAGUUUCAUUCCCAACCAGAAUUUCAUCAUACGUGUAUUAUGUAUUAUCAUGUAAACAUGAUUACGAGAAUGAAACGACUCAAGUGUAAUUUCAGCUGUCUGUCUGUCCGUGGCCUCUCUUCCUCGGUGCGCAAUGUCACUGUGUCCGUUUCCAUCUUGUCUAGCGUCAGAUGAAGUGAGGAAGAACAGAUAUCACUAAAGUUCUGUCUAGCAUCAGAUGUGUGAGGAGGAGACCCAGCAGAGGAGAAAGGGUUAAAUACCAGUGCUUGUGUGAAUAUGUCUUGGUCUAAUGCAGCUGUGCGACCCGGUGGGUGAAUAAACUUGGUUUGAGUUUUAAUAAUC